UUAAUUUUUUUUGUUUAUAAUACUAUUAACAAUAUAUUACCUUCAGCCGAUAAAUCUGUUGACAUCUCUCAAGUCACUGCAUUCAGCCGCACCGGAACCUUCCCACCCCGCUCCGGACAUUGCAGCAACGUUCUCAACCUCCCUCUUCUCAAGUCACUACACCGUUUGCUUCAGAGAUGGGAGACCUAGCUGCUGAGAAACAUGUUAGAUAUAUACUAUCAGUUGAAAAGAAGAAAGAUAGCUUUGAAUCCGUGGUAAUGGAGCAUCUGAGGAUGAAUGGAGCAUACUGGGGAUUGACUGCCCUUGAUAUUUUGGGAAAGCUUCACGUUGUCGAUGUUGAUGAGGUUGUUUCAUGGAUCAUCAGUUGUCAGCAUGAGUCAGGGGGAUUUGGUGGAAAUGUUGAACAUGAUCCACAUAUCUUGUAUACGCUCAGUGCCGUGCAGGUGCUGGCUCUCUUUAAUAAGCUCGAUGUUAUUGAUGUAGAUAGAGUGACAGGUUAUAUUGUCAGCCUGCAAAAUGAAGAUGGGUCUUUUUCAGGGGAUAUAUGGGGUGAAGUUGAUACCCGGUUCUCAUACAUUGCUAUUUGCUGUCUAUCGAUAUUACGUCGCUUGGAUAGAAUAAAUGUGGAAAAGGCUGUGAAAUACAUUAUAAGUUGCAAAAACAUGGAUGGUGGUUUUGGUUGCACACCCGGCGGGGAAUCUCAUGCCGGACAAAUUUUCUGCUGUGUGGGGGCACUUGCUAUAACGGGUUCAUUGGAUCUUAUUGACAAGGACCUACUUGGUUGGUGGUUAUGUGAGCGACAAGUUAAAUCUGGAGGUCUAAAUGGGCGUCCAGAGAAAGAUCCUGAUGUAUGCUACUCAUGGUGGGUUCUAUCUAGCCUGAUCAUGAUCGAUAGGGUUCAUUGGAUUAGCAAGGAGAAGCUUAUAAAGUUCAUCCUGGAUUGCCAGGACACGGAAAAUGGUGGAAUUUCAGACAGACCAGAUGAUGCUGUGGAUGUCUUUCAUACAUACUUUGGGGUGGCCGGACUGUCGCUUCUUGAAUAUCCUGGGUUGAAACCGAUAGACCCAGCUUAUGCUCUACCUGUUGACGUUGUAAAUCAAAUUUUCUUUAGUAAAUAAGGACUUGGACGUCGACAAAUGUUAUCAAGUAAUGAUAAGGUCUUAUGUUUAGAUUCAUAAGAUCUUCAAUUCUUGUUAAUAGUAGUAUUAAAUUUUUCUGUGUAAAACAUCAACAGUUUGAGCAUCUAUUAGUUAAAUUUGCAGUGA
Messenger RNA from Lathyrus oleraceus (garden pea), 1265 nucleotides. Its product is annotated as geranylgeranyl transferase type-2 subunit beta 1. The record is from RefSeq and is a predicted model, not a curated record. Gene Ontology annotation, cellular component: Rab-protein geranylgeranyltransferase complex. Gene Ontology annotation, molecular function: Rab geranylgeranyltransferase activity. The transcript is spliced from 10 exons. Gene Ontology annotation, biological process: protein geranylgeranylation. NCBI's taxonomy places the organism in Eukaryota, Viridiplantae, Streptophyta, Magnoliopsida, Fabales, Fabaceae. The coding region runs from base 177 to 1118 and encodes 313 amino acids.